AUCCCAGUUACUAAGUAGUAAUCUUAUUUUCUUUCUUCUGAAGGUCUUUACAUUUUAUGCAAUUUAGAAACUCAUGUUUGCAUACAAAAAAGGAUAACUUACAAGGAAUAAUCUUGUUGUAAAAAAAGAAACUAUUUUUUUUAAACAAAAAUCGUUCAAUUCCACUACAUGAUGGCGGAUGGGAACGUUAGCGAUUGUGAACCUUUGCCUUCCACCUUCGACAGUUUGACUAGCACGGAUGAUAGCUUCAGGUGUAAUUCAGAGUCGCUCCAAAGAAGAAACCCGGCCCUCGCUGUACCUAAUGGAAAAACACACCACCUGUUCUUCUCUCAUAGUUCUGACGACCAGCAAUGGGUUGAGAUGUGUGUAGAGCGACUGGAACAAGACUAUGGGAUCAAGUGUCUGUGGCCUCCGAGAGAUUUCACUCCUGGGAAGCCGAUUCUUUCUCUUAUUGAAGAUGGAAUGUCACGUGCCAUGAAAAUAGUUCUGGUUUUGUCGCCAGAAUACAUCGACAGUGGCUGGUGUUCCUACGAAAGACACCUGGCGUUUGUUUUGUCUGUCCAAGAGAGACGGAACUGCAUCAUUCCAGUGAUGCUGAAACCCUGCCCCGUGCCAGACGUGCUGAGAACUGUCAACUACAUCGACGUCACCAAGGGAGAGAAUGAAUGAAUGAAUGAAUGAAUGUUUAACGACACCCCAGCACGAAAAUUCAUCGGCUAUUGGGUGUCAAACUAUGG
Molecule: messenger RNA, 737 nt
Organism: Gigantopelta aegis
Lineage: Eukaryota; Metazoa; Mollusca; Gastropoda; Neomphalida; Peltospiridae
Product: toll-like receptor 2
Exons: 2
Coding region: 169-669 (166 amino acids)
Biological process (GO): signal transduction
Source: RefSeq, a predicted model, not a curated record